Molecule: messenger RNA, 694 nt
Organism: Arabidopsis lyrata subsp. lyrata
Lineage: Eukaryota; Viridiplantae; Streptophyta; Magnoliopsida; Brassicales; Brassicaceae
Product: superoxide dismutase [Cu-Zn] 3
Exons: 7
Coding region: 38-532 (164 amino acids)
Biological process (GO): removal of superoxide radicals
Molecular function (GO): superoxide dismutase activity; copper ion binding
Source: RefSeq, a predicted model, not a curated record
AAGACAUUUUGUAUCAAUUACCAAACACACAGAACCGAUGGAAGCUCCUAGAGGCAAUCUGAGAGCGGUGGCUCUUAUCGCCGGCGACAACAACGUCCGGGGAUGUCUUCAAUUCGUACAAGACACUUUCGGGACCACUCAUGUUACCGGGAAGAUCUCAGGACUCUCUCCUGGCUUCCAUGGAUUUCAUAUUCACUCUUUUGGUGAUACCACAAAUGGCUGCAACUCAACUGGACCUCACUUCAAUCCAUUAAAUCGAGUUCACGGGCCACCGAAUGAGGAAGAGCGUCAUGCAGGCGAUUUGGGUAACAUUCUUGCAGGAUCAGAUGGUGUUGCUGAAAUCUCAAUCAAAGACAAACAGAUACCACUUAGUGGGCAGUAUUCUAUACUGGGGAGGGCGGUUGUUGUGCAUGCUGAUCCUGAUGACCUUGGGAAAGGAGGGCACAAGCUUAGCAAAUCAACGGGAAACGCAGGCUCGAGAGUUGGAUGCGGUAUCAUCGGACUUCAAUCAUCUGCAGAUGCUAAACUGUAGCUUUUGAGUUCAAUGGACUAUCCAGAGCAGGGCCACACUCAGUUUUUCAUCAGUAGAUUGUACAUUAGAGACCAUAGUACGAAGUGAAAUUGUAUAUUGACAUCCUGUUACUGUUUAAGACAUGAGUCAUAAUGUAAACCAGUACGUAAUCUCCAGUUUUCA